Syngnathus acus (greater pipefish) is the source of this 1885-nucleotide messenger RNA. It is a transcript of the gene gss, whose product is annotated as glutathione synthetase. The record is from RefSeq and is a predicted model, not a curated record. Gene Ontology annotation, cellular component: cytosol. The coding region runs from base 126 to 1556 and encodes 476 amino acids. Gene Ontology annotation, molecular function: glutathione binding; ATP binding; glutathione synthase activity. The transcript has 13 exons. NCBI's taxonomy places the organism in Eukaryota, Metazoa, Chordata, Actinopteri, Syngnathiformes, Syngnathidae. Gene Ontology annotation, biological process: glutathione biosynthetic process.
AGGAAAAGACUACAUCUGACACGAUUGCACGUCGGAGUCCGAUAGUACGAUGCAAAGCGACCUUCGUCGGUGUUAACAAUAUUCACCGCUUUCUCGUGCAGCGACCAUAGCUCCAGAAGUAAAGAAUGGCCCAAGGGAUACCAUGUCAGCUACUGAUGAACGCAACCCGAAUAAAUUAUUUAGCGGAAGUGGCAAAAGAUGCUGCACUUUUACAAGGUGUGCUUAUGAGGAGUAAAGAAUUCCCCAACUCAUCAGAGGUGGUAACGUAUGCUCCCAUCACACUCUUCCCCACGCCAGUACCAAAAGCUCUUUUCUUUCAAGCCAUGGCAGUGCAAACUCACUACAACACACUUGUGGAUAAAAUCAGCCAGGAUCCUGACUUCCUGCAAGAAGCUCUUGCCAGCACCAUUGUGGUGGAUGAUUUCACUGCAAGGUUGUUCAAGAUCCACCAGAAGGUCCUUAAAGAAGGAAGGUUGCAGUCAAUUGUGCUGGGUUUGAAUCGAUCCGACUACAUGCUGGACCAGAAAGAGGAUGGACACACGUCUCUGAAACAGAUCGAGAUCAACACCUUUGCUGCUAGUUUUGGAGGCCUCUCAUCACGCACGCCUGAUGUGCACCGACACAUUCUUCGGGUGGCUGGCCAGCUGGAGGAGAGCCAGCGCAUCAUCGACAACAACCCUGCGGUGGGUCUGGCCAAGGCUGUGGCCAAGGCCUGGGAGCUCUAUGGAUCAAAUCGAGCGGUUGUCAUGUUCUUGGUGGAGGAGAACCAGAGGAACAUCCUGGAUCAACGACUCAUCGAGAAUGAGCUGUGGAAAAGGAAUAUUACCGUCAUACGAAAGCGUUUUGAGGAUGUCUCUGAAUCUGGAAAACUAGAUCAGGACAAGAAACUGUUUAUUGAUUGUCAGGAAGUUGCAGUGGUCUACUUCAGGAAUGGCUACAUGCCUCAGAACUACAAGUCUGAACAGGCCUGGGAUGCCCGCCUGAUGAUGGAGUGCUCCUUGGCUGUGAAGUGUCCGGAUAUCAGCACUCAACUUGCUGGAACUAAGAAGGUUCAGCAGGUGCUUGCUAAGCCUGGUGUUCUGGAACAUUUUUUCCCAGACCAGCCACAGGUAGUGGCACAAGUCAGGGCCACAUUUGCUGGCCUCUACACUCUGGACAUGGGAGAAGAAGGCGACAAAACAGUCGCAAUGGCUUUGGCGACACCAGAUCGGUUUGUCCUGAAGCCUCAGCGAGAGGGAGGAGGAAACAACAUUUACGGACAAGAGAUUUGUAAGGUUUUGGGCCAAGUGAAGAAUAGUGCUGAGAGGAUGGCCUAUAUUCUGAUGGAUAAAAUCCAGCCCGUGCCUACACAGAACUACUUGCUGAGAAGAGACACACCCCUCAAAAUCAGUAAUUGUCUAAGUGAACUGGGCUUCUUUGGAGUUUAUGUCAAGCAGGGUAAAGACAUGGUGAUGAACGACUGUGUGGGCCAUCUUCUGAGGACCAAGAGUUCAGAACACUUGGAUGGGGGUGUUGCUGCAGGAGUGGCAGUUUUGGACAACCCACUCCUCUUCUGAGAAGUUGCACUAGUAUUUGUGCUGCAAAAGACUCACAUAUUAUGUGUUUAAUAGCAAUAUCCACUGCUACCUCAUGCAAAUUCACAUGGAGACAUAAUAAAGUCAAAUGGUACCUCAGGCAGUGCUAAAUCCAAAAUUUAAUGUUAAUCAGGAUUGCUGAGAGAAAUCAUUCAAAACGAGCUAGACUUAUGCUUUAUCUACUUUAUAUGUUGCUCAAAAUGUUUUUAACAGCCAGAUAUUCAUUUAUUUCAAAAUGGAUUAAACGAGGCCUGACAUUUGCAGCAAUGAAUGUUCUCUGGGCACCAACUACUGUAGCAAAACACUUUUUU